CCAAGACAGAUUGUUUUAGGGCACAAUAUAAAAAGUCGACAAGAACAGAAAAAAAACUACAGUAAACACGGCUAUUUAGCAAUAUAUGAAUAGAAAAACAUAUUCGACAACAGAUACACUAAAACUUCAAAGAAGUGCUAAGUAGCAACAAAUAGGUAAAAAAAUGUCUUACGGAAUUUAAAGAGAACAUGUCGAAGAAUCAAAAGGUGAAACUCAAAGCGUGAAAAAGGAUUUCAUUCUGAUGUGAAGACCAGCGUGAUAGCAUCAAGUACGAGAAUAAAAAGUCGCAGCCAUGUUAAAACAGUUGCUACUGGUUACAUUGAUUAGCAUUUUACCUUAUGUUAAAUCACAGAAUGAAAAAAAUCGUUUGACAAGCAACUGCUUACAUAAUGGUUGUCCAAUGUCAGGCGGAUUGCAUGUUGAAGAUUUAGAUGGCACUAUCAAAAAAAAUCUUCAGCCGACUGAAUCUUUUGAAAAUGUAUUAAAGAUUAUGACUUAUAACAUCCAUCAAAAUAACGCAGACUGGGAGAAAAGGAAGACAGAAUUGUGUGAUUAUUUUACACGAAGCCAACUCACUGUAUUCGGUUUACAAAACGUACGUGGUUAUCAACUGAGAGAUUUGAACUUAUGUCUGAAAGGCUAUGCAGUCGUCGCUAAUCUUAAAAGUUAUAAUAACAAGGAUGCAAUGUAUGACCCAAUAUACUACAAAAUUUCUGAGAGAAUAAUCUUGGUGAAGAGUGGAACGUUUUGGUUGAGCAAAACUCCUAGUAUAUCUGGUUCAAAGUUAUUAAAUGCUAAAGAAGUCGGCGCAUGCACGUGGGUACGACUCCAAUUUGCGGAGCGAUUAACACAUAACACUUUUUCAUACUCGGCGCAACCUUUAACACGAAAAGAAAGUUUCUUAGAUCGCUUGUUAAGCUUGUUGAAAGUCUACACAGGUAAAAUUAGCAGUACGGAACACAACCUUGGAUUUUCAGCAAUAAACGCAGCUCCACCACGGAUAAUGUACCAAUGGUUCGACUUUUACGUAGCAGUAACUCAAUUAGACUCGACGGAUGAGGGUGUUGCUCAGCAACAAGCCAAAAUAUUAACGAUGCACUUGAGAAAUUCAGUCAUGGACCGUCGACGAUUUCCUUUAAUUCUUAUGGGUGAUUUUGGGUGGGAAGAUAACACGGACGUUUAUAAGCACUUUACCAGAAAAGAUUGGCUUCUUAAUACCAUGGCAACAGCAAAGCAGGUCUUUCCGGCAAUGACCUUUGUUCAACCAAACUCCGUCAAAGAAAAAUUGGUGGAUUACAUCUGGCAAAACAAGUUUAUAACCAUGUUUUCAGCGACAAUGACCGAUGUGGAAAACUAUCAUCGACCAGUAUUCACUGCUUUACUGCCGAAGAUUUAAUCAUUUAUCUGUAGUUAAUUUGUUUGAACUUACCAACCAUCGUAAAAAAAAAGAGCCCUUCUCCUUUGAGAGUCGACUAAAACACCCUUAUAAUCUUUAUAGUAAUAUAUUUAUACCAUGGCAUGCCAUAUAGAGUAAACGCACCCUCCAUCCA
This is a messenger RNA of Hydractinia symbiolongicarpus, 1550 nucleotides long. RefSeq lists its product as uncharacterized. The record is from RefSeq and is a predicted model, not a curated record. The transcript has 3 exons. The coding region runs from base 293 to 1396 and encodes 367 amino acids. Gene Ontology annotation, molecular function: catalytic activity. NCBI's taxonomy places the organism in Eukaryota, Metazoa, Cnidaria, Hydrozoa, Anthoathecata, Hydractiniidae.